GACGUGCACAACAGAUGUUAAGGUUAAAGCGUUCUAAACUAUUUUAGUUUUCGGCGGUUACUAUUCCUAAAAAAAUGGAAUUUCAGCGAAACGAUGCUAUGCUAAUGGAAAUUCUGCAGGAUCGGAAAACAAUUACCGGUUUCCUGGACUCCAUUUUCGGCUUUCUGCGACGCAACACCGAUUUUUAUCACACAAAACGCGAUGAAUCGGAUAAAAUAGGCUUUCCCAAAGGCGUGAGGGAUCAGAUUCUAUAUGGCGCCAUGCAGCGCUACGAUCCGGAUUGCUUGCUCCAAUCCCUGCCCGCGGAAGGCGGUGCAGAUGAUGGGGAAACGGCUCCGCCUGCCGUCGAAGAAGUGGUUCUGGAAAGCGAAGAUGUUCCUCAGGACGCGGAAAUGAAACCCAUAGAAAGCCAGCCGUCACAAAAAGGGAAAGAACAGUCAAAGUUCUCCCCCAGCGACUACAAAAACGGAGAUGUUUUCGAAUCGCACUGCUGGUCGCAAACCCUGAAGGAAGUGGAGGUGCAGGCUCUGCUUCCCAAGGAUCAUCAAACGGCGAAGAAGCUGCACAUUUCUAUUCAGGCCCAGCACAUCAAAGUGAGCAGCAAGCACAGCCCAGAGACGGUCAUCCUCAAUGGAAACCUGAGCCAGCGGAUUAAACACAACGAGGCGGUGUGGACGAUUGACCAGAACCGAUUGAUCAUAAGUUGCGAUAAAGCAAAGGAGCUCUGGUGGGAGCGGCUCUUCGAAGGUGAUCCAGAAAUCGAUGCAAAGAAGAUUGAAUGCGAACGCUUUAUCAAUGAUUUGCCGGAGGAAACUCAGGCCACCAUAGAAAAGCUUAGGGUCCAGCAGUUGGCAGCAGACAAGCAACAAAAUGAAAUUCAGACCUCAAGCCCCGACCAAGCGAUAACCCUGGAUCGCUUGAAAGCUGCCUGGGAUGCCGAAGGUUCGCCGUUUAAAGGACAGCCCUUUGAUCCUUCUAUCGUAAGAAUGACUUAAAUUUUAAAAUAAAUAUCUAAGCUAGUAAUAACUGAACCAUAUA
Molecule: messenger RNA, 1038 nt
Organism: Drosophila sechellia
Lineage: Eukaryota; Metazoa; Arthropoda; Insecta; Diptera; Drosophilidae
Product: nudC domain-containing protein 3
Exons: 3
Coding region: 75-995 (306 amino acids)
Biological process (GO): protein folding
Cellular component (GO): cytoplasm
Source: RefSeq, a predicted model, not a curated record